This is a messenger RNA of Trichoplusia ni (cabbage looper), 2140 nucleotides long. Its product is annotated as chymase-like. The coding region runs from base 996 to 1820 and encodes 274 amino acids. Lineage: Eukaryota; Metazoa; Arthropoda; Insecta; Lepidoptera; Noctuidae. Gene Ontology annotation, biological process: proteolysis. The transcript has a single exon. The record is from RefSeq and is a predicted model, not a curated record. Gene Ontology annotation, molecular function: serine-type endopeptidase activity.
CUGACAAACUUUCAGCUUUUAUAAAGUAACUUAGGUCUGGGGUCCACGGGCUCUUACUCUAAUAGGGCAAUUGUAACAUUCUGCCAACCUCACACGUGUUAUAAAAAUAUAUCUAAAAUGAUAAGUUGAACUAGCCUAACAUCGUGCGAGAAAUUUUUUUAGUAUCAGAAGAGGUGAAGCGUUUUUUUAAACUCCAAUAAAAAAGUGAUUCCUAUUUUGUUACAUAUUUAGACAUUAUUCUGGAAAUAUCGUGCGCGGAGGUAUAAAAUCUCUUUUGUUAUAGUUUUAGGAUUAAGUUACAUACGAAAAUAAUGUCUUUUUUCUGUAAUCAAACGCUAAAUCAUUGUUUCAAAAAUUUAGAAAAAAAACAUUUAGAGAGCUAUCAGUUCUACUCACAUUCUUACAUAAUUAAAUGCUAUUGUACAAGUUAAAGAUCUCUCCUUGUGUAUCAUGAGCAUGUCAAUUGAGUUCAUUUUUGCGUGCAGCGUCAUGAGAAUUUAACCCUUGUACUUAAACAGGGACAACUGCCAGUAGAGAGUUACUGCCACACUAAUUAAAGCUUUAAUAGUUUAACAACACAGCUGUCAACUGCUCGCACGUGUUGAAUCAUGUCCCCCUCUUGCCAAGUGACAUUUCUACUAUUGCUAACUUCAAUAGAUCAUGUAUAUGGAGUUGAAAAUUCAAAGUCACGUGAUUUAUCAAAAUGAAUUUUAUUAUCCAAUCCAUAUAACUAAUGUUAAGGAUUGCAAGUGCUAAGCCAUAUUCAAACAUUUCUUGAUAAGAAAAAGAACGAUGGACAUGGCAACUAUAAAAGUUCGGUAAUAAAAGAAAUCUGGUAUAUAUAAAAUGUUUUUAAUAUGUGACGAAUAUAAAAUUGUUGCAAAAUUUACAAUAAAAUCUCGUUGAAAUGAAGAAAAUUUCGAAAUUUACGACCUGUUUUACGAUAGAAUUCAAAAUUCGUUAUCAAAACAAUUGGUAUCGCGCAUGAUUAUUUUAUGGAGUGCAGCGACUACUUAAGGCCGCGCGUGAUGUUCGAUGCCAUUAUAACAGUUCUCGUUCUCAACUUGUGCGGAACUGCGUCGGCGUCAAACCAUCUGCGGAUUCUGGGCGGCCGCGAUGUAGCCGAAGGAGAAUAUCCCUUCGUAGUUAUAUUAACGACAAAGAUUGGAAUACAUCAAAAGUACCACAGAUUUUGUUCAGCCUCCGCCAUAUCUGAGAGAUGGGUACUAACCGCGGGUCACUGCGUCGACCUCGUACGAGCAACAGAUAUAUUCAUAUGGUCGUUUAAUUUUACUACGAAACCGGAAAACUCCACCUCGAUGAUCGACGUUCGCGAAAUAAUCCGGCAUCCAGCCUACUACCACUUCAGGUUUUCAAAAUUUGCUUUGUACAACGACAUAUGUUUGCUGCAUGUGGCGGAGCUGACAGUGGCUCGGUACGGGAGACUACUGGCCGUCGAUCACUUGACGAUGAUAGGGCUACCAGCGAAGUACGUCGGGGGCGGAUUAACGGCACCUAAUAUACGGAACCGCACCGGGGCUCUGCAGGUGGGAGAGGCCGUGAUAUCGUCAUGUGGUGAAGAUGUAACUGUCAACAUACAUGUGAUGUGCGUGACCCCGAAGUGCUCUACUAGGACGCAGACGGCUUAUCGGGGGGACUCCGGGGGGCCGCUCAUGUUUGAGGACCACAUCAUAGGGGUAUGCUCCUAUGGACGCAAAUCGAGGUUUGUGCCGACGUCUGUAUUUGCACCGGUCAGCCCCUACAUCGAUUGGAUUUAUAAUGUGAUGCAGAAGUAUGAAGAAAACUCUACAAAGGUAUAGAAAUGAAAAAUUGGAGACAAAUAUUUCGAAGAGUAUUGUUAAUUUCAACACACAGGAGUGCACGAUAAACCUGCAUUAUUUUUGAGGAACCGCUUGCUGGUUGAGGACGAGAAACGUAACGGUUGUGACUAACAUAACUUAGGAUAAACACUUACGUAUCAUUAUAAGUUGCUUAAAAAUAAACAUCAUGCUGAAAAUUUGUUUUUCUUAAUCAAAUUCCAUUAGAAUCCUCUCAAAACUCAGGUUCGCCUCUCAAAACUUUAGAAGAAGUCAGAAGAAAAAAUGCUAGACCAAACUCCACAACCUAUAUCUGAAGCAGG